Messenger RNA from Chionomys nivalis (European snow vole), 876 nucleotides. RefSeq names its product lipocalin 8 (gene Lcn8). The coding region runs from base 1 to 876 and encodes 291 amino acids. The transcript is spliced from 10 exons. The record is from RefSeq and is a predicted model, not a curated record. Gene Ontology annotation, molecular function: small molecule binding. Lineage: Eukaryota; Metazoa; Chordata; Mammalia; Rodentia; Cricetidae.
AUGGAAGCCAGGCUGCUGAGGACCAUCUGGGGACUCUUCCUGCUGUACCUGCUGCAGGCAGAGUCUGCAAGGGUGGACUUAGUGCCAGAGAAGAUUGCAGGGUUCUGGAAGGAAGUGGCUGUGACUUCUGAGCAGAACCUGGUGCUGAAUACUCAGAGGAGGGUAGAGGGCUUGUUCCUCACCUUCAGUGGAAGGAACAUCACUGUGAAGGCUGUGUACAACAGCUCAGGAAGCUGCAUGACAGAAACAUCAGUGGGUUCAGGAAGAGACACUGUUGGGGAAUUUGCUUUUCCUGGCCAAAGGAAGAUCUAUGUGCUGGACACGGACUAUGAGCACUACACCAUCCUCAAGUUGUCCCUGCUCUGGCAGGGUAGAAACUUCCAUGUACUCAAGUACUUCACUCGGAGCCUUGAGACUGAGGAUGAGCCAGGCUUCUGGAGGUUUCGGGAAAUGACGGCCGACCAAGGCCUUUACAUGCUGACCCGACAUGGGAGGUGUGCUGAGCUCCUGAGAGAGGGUCAGGGCCUGGGUGUUUCCCUAGGGAGUGAUGUCACAGUGGCUGUCUCUUUGCUGUGGCACCUGCACAGGCACAUGGAAAGCAGCAUGCUCUUCACCCUGCUGGGGCUGUAUGUGGGACUGGCCUCUGACACAGGGGCUCAAGGACUGAGCCCCUUUGAUGCAAAGCAGUCUAAUAAAGGCUUCUGGUAUGAGAUUGCCUUUGCUUCCACAAUUGACGACGAAGACUCAGAGAACAACGAGAAACUGGGACCUUUGAAAGCCAGACUGGAAAGGUACCUUCUGAUCGAGACCACCGCCUAUUACAAGCCAGGCUUCCCCGGGCUGAUGCGGGAUGUAUAUGCCCAGGGAUAUACCUAA